This is a messenger RNA of Miniopterus natalensis, 1602 nucleotides long. Its product is annotated as UDP-glucuronosyltransferase 1A1-like. Lineage: Eukaryota; Metazoa; Chordata; Mammalia; Chiroptera; Miniopteridae. The record is from RefSeq and is a predicted model, not a curated record. Gene Ontology annotation, molecular function: UDP-glycosyltransferase activity.
AUGGCAGCAGGGCCUCGGGGUCCGCGUCCUCUCCUCCUGGGCCUGCUGCUGUGCGCGCUCGGCCCGGCCGUGUCCCGGGGCGGGAGGCUGCUGUUGGUCCCCAUGGACGGCAGCCACUGGCUGAGCUUGAGAGGCGUCAUCCAGCAGCUGCAGCAGAGGGGACAUGACAUCGUGGUCCUGGCGCCCGAGGCCUCGAUGCACAUCAGGGAAGGAGCGUUUUAUACCUUGAAGACCUACCCCGUGCCCUUCCGAAGGGAGGACGUGGAAGCGACUUUCAUCAGCCUCGGGCACAACGUGUUCGAGAACGAGCCUUUCCUGCAGCGUGUGAUCAAGAAGUACAAGAAGGUCCAGAAGGACUCGGCCAUGCUCUUGUCGGGGUGCUCCCACCUCCUGCACAACAAGGAGCUGAUGGCCUCGCUGGCCGAAAGCCGUUUCGACGCCGUGCUGACCGACCCCUUCCUUCCCUGCGGCUCCAUCGUGGCCCAGUACCUGGCCCUGCCUGUCAUCUUCUUCCUGAACGCGCUGCCCUGCAGCCUGGACUCUCAGGGUACCCAGUGCCCCAACCCGCCAUCCUAUGUGCCCAGGCCCCUGUCCUUAAACUCAGACCGCAUGACCUUCCUGCAGCGGGUCAGGAACAUGCUCAUGGCCUUGACCGAGAACUUUCUCUGCAAUGUGGUUUAUUCCCCGUAUGGGUCCCUGGCCUCGGAAGUCCUUCAGAAAGAGGUGACAGUCCAGGACCUCAUGAGCUCUGCGUCCAUCUGGCUUCUCAGAACCGACUUUGUGAAGAGUUACCCCAGGCCCAUCAUGCCCAAUAUGGUUUUUAUUGGUGGAAUCAACUGCGCUGGCAAAAAGCCAUUAUCCCAGGAAUUUGAAGCCUACAUAAACGCCUCUGGAGAGCACGGGAUCGUGGUUUUCUCUUUGGGCUCAAUGGUCUCGGAGAUUCCCGAGAGCAAGGCGAUGCAAAUUGCUGACGCGUUGGGCAAAAUACCUCAGACGGUCCUGUGGCGGUACACCGGGACCCGGCCGUCGAACCUCGCGAAGAAUACCAUCCUCUUCAAGUGGCUGCCCCAGAACGAUCUGCUUGGUCACCCCAAGACGCGCGCCUUUAUCACACACUCUGGCUCCCACAGUAUCUAUGAAGGAAUAUGCAACGGCGUCCCCAUGGUCAUGCUGCCCCUGUUCGGUGAUCAGAUGGACAAUGCCAAGCGCAUGGAGUCCCGGGGAGCGGGAGUGUCCUUGGACGUCCUGGAAAUGACUUCCGAAGACUUAGCAAAUGCCCUCAAAACGGUCAUCAAUGACAAAAGCUACAAGGAAAACAUCAUGCGCCUCUCCAGCCUCCACAAGGACCGGCCCGUGGAGCCACUGGACCUGGCUGUGUUCUGGGUGGAGUUCGUCAUGAGGCACAAGGGAGCCCCGCACCUGCGGCCCGCGGCCCACGACCUCACCUGGUACCAGUACCAUUCCCUGGACGUGAUAGGCUUCCUCUCGGCCGUGGUGCUGGGGGCCGUCCUCGUUGUCUACAAAUGCUGUGCCUUCGGCUGCCGCAGAUGCUUUGGGAAAAAGAAGCGAGCUAAGAAAUCUAACAAGUCCAAGGCGCACUGA